Messenger RNA from Aspergillus heteromorphus CBS 117.55, 668 nucleotides. RefSeq lists its product as uncharacterized. The record is from RefSeq and is a predicted model, not a curated record. The transcript has a single exon. The coding region runs from base 276 to 635 and encodes 119 amino acids. NCBI's taxonomy places the organism in Eukaryota, Fungi, Ascomycota, Eurotiomycetes, Eurotiales, Aspergillaceae.
CAAUAAAUACUCCUACAUACAUAUUUACAGACAUACUAACCCACCAGAACAAUCCCAUUCUUCGUCCGUCUGGCCUGCAAGACGGACGGCGACGGCGACGGCGACGGCGACGCCGCAACACAGCAGCAAGCAGGAUCAGGACCAGGACCAGGACCAGGAGCAGACCCUCCCGGAUCUCAUGGCGGUCCACUCGCACGCGCGACAGUUCAGAGACCCUCCUCCACCUGGUGAUGCUGAUGGUAGUUAUGGUUCAACCCUCAUAAUCCAAAUCAUUAAUGUUAUCGUAUCCAUUGUCGUGCAGCUUUCCCCGUCCAUUCAUCCACCCUAGCCAGACCACCCGGCAGGUAAGCAAGCAAGCAAGCAAGCAGACAGACAGACAGACAGACAAGCAGGCAAGGCAAGGCAAGGUAAGGCAAACUGGGGUAGUUACGGAGUACGUAGAACAAGAAACUCCAACCCCCCAAAAUUCUGUAAAUCCGUAUGGACGGAAUAAACGGGAUGGGGAAGGGAAGCCUGAAGGACGGACGGACGGACGGUUGUUCGGUCGGUCAAUCGGUCAAUCGGUCGGUUGUUCGUAUGCCAUGCCAUGCCAUGCCACAUAUGCCCAUCCACAAUCCCACAUAAGUAGCAAGUAGCAAAUAGCACAUAGUUAGCACAUCUUCCCUUUC